AUGCCUCUCCUUUUCUUCUCAUAUCUACAUCUGUAUGUGAGGAAUAGGUUUCUCUAUUGGAAGAAGAGAGGGGUACCUUAUGUGAAACCCGUAUUUCCGUUUGGAAUUCUAAAGAGUAUUGGGAGUACUAAACAUUCAAGCCAGAUUUUAACAGAAGCUUACAAAGAGCUUAAAGGAAAAAAUAUUUUUGGUGGUAUCUACUUUUUCACAAAACCCGUUGUUGUUCCAACAGAUUUGGAUUUUUUGAAAAAUAUUUUAGUACAAGAUUUCCAAUAUUUCACUGAUAGAGGAUUUUAUGUUAACGAAAAAGAUGAUCCCCUAUCCGGUAACUUAAUUGCUCUAUCUGGUCAUCGCUGGAGGAACUUGAGAACGAAAGUGAGCCCUACUUUCACAUCAGGAAAAAUGAAAAUGAUGCAUAACAUAAUUGUAGAUGUUGCCAAAGAGCUUCAAAAUUAUUUUGAACCUAUUGCCAAGCAUAAUGAAGCUAUAGAAAUCAAAGAUAUUUUAUCGCGAUUUACAAUCGAUGUUAUUGGAAAUUGUGCUUUUGGAAUUGAGUGCAACAGUCUCAAGCAACCGAAUACGGAAUUUUGUAGAAUUGGGAAAAAAGUGUUUGAAUAUACAGCUUUUGAGUAUUUCAAUUUGUUCUUUCUUAUGAUGUUCCCAAAUUUGGGUCAUAAGUUGAAAAUAAAAAUUAACAAAUCUGAAGUAACUGAAUUUUUCAUGAGACUGCUGAAAGAAACCAUUGAAUACCGCGAGAAGAAUGAUAUAAAGAGGAAUGAUUUUCUAUCACUUUUAAUGCAAAUCAAAAAUACGGGAAAACUCGAAGGUGACGAUACGGAUUUGGGUAAAAUUACUUUUGAAGAAUUGGCUGCACAAAUGUUUUUAUUUUUCGCUGCUGGCUAUGAAACAUCUUCAUCGACUAUGGCAUUUGCUUUAUAUGAACUAGCUCUACAUCAGGACAUUCAAGACAAAGCUAGAGAAGAAGUGAAUUGUAUUCUGAAGAAAUAUAAUGGAGAAUAUUCUUACGAAGCCUGCAUGGAAAUGAAGUACAUCGAUCAAAUCAUUAAAGAAACAUUGAGGAAAUAUCCGAUAGUUGAUUUCCUCGUAAGGCGUUGUGGUGAUGAUUAUGCAGUUCCAGGAACUAAGCAUUCCAUCGAAAAAGGGACUUUUGUAACAAUUCCAGUCUAUGGAAUUCAUCAUGAUCCGGAAAUCUAUCCAGAUCCUCAAAAGUUUGAUCCUGAGAGAUUCACCGAAGACAACAUCAAGAUCAGACGUCCGUUUGCUUGGCUUCCUUUCGGAGAAGGUCCUAAGAAUUGUCUCGGAAUGAAGUUUGGCAUGACGGAAACCAGGAUUGGAUUAGCGACCUUGCUUUCGAAAUAUCGAGUUAGUAUUUCUUCUAAAACUGGCAUUCCACUUGCUUUAGAACCUGCAUCGCUUGUAAUGACCCCUAAAGGUGGUUUGUGGCUUAAUAUCGAGAUGGUUUCUUAG
Messenger RNA from Phlebotomus papatasi, 1488 nucleotides. Its product is annotated as cytochrome P450 6A1-like. The transcript is spliced from 3 exons. Bases 1 to 1488 code for a protein of 495 amino acids. Gene Ontology annotation, molecular function: heme binding; monooxygenase activity; oxidoreductase activity, acting on paired donors, with incorporation or reduction of molecular oxygen. The record is from RefSeq and is a predicted model, not a curated record. NCBI's taxonomy places the organism in Eukaryota, Metazoa, Arthropoda, Insecta, Diptera, Psychodidae.